AUGUCUUCUCCGAGCAAUUCAAAUGGAGGUUUAUCUCGCUCACUUUCGAGUCAUUUGCAAAGACUAAAUAUUCGUACGCCCGAAUCUUCAGUGCCAAGUUCACCUGAUAUUUCCGAGAAAGACUUAGGCCGCAAACUAUCGUCUUCAAAUCACACCUCUUCAGCUAAUUCUUCCAACAACAAUCAGAGCGGUGCUGAAACACCCACCAAACCUUCAGGUUCAUUUCUCUCCAGAACACUGUCUUCAAAGCGUGACAGAUCCAAUUCAGUGGGACGUAGUAGACCUUCCUUGCCACCACCACCGUCUACCAAUUCAUCGCCUCUUUUAAAUCGAGCUCAAAGUGAGCGAUCCACAGCAACCACGGGCACCACUACCAAUUUGCAAAUGAAAUAUUCACCACCAGCAUUUCAUAGCGAUGAUAGUGGUGGCAGCACACCUCAGCUAUCGCCACUCAAGGAUUUGCCCAGCGGCGCUUUUGGGAAGGCUAGGGAUAGAUCGACAUUCAAAGGAGUGAUUGAUAAGUUUGUUGGCAGUUUUAAUGAUUUGAUCAAUAAGGACAAACAGUCAAAUCAAGAACAGGAAAAGGAAAUGGAGAUUUCAGGUCCUUACAACGCUAAACAUGUUACACAUGUUGGAUUUGAUGCUAGUACAGGUGAAUUUACUGGUUUGCCUCAAGAAUGGCAGACGCUGUUGCAACACAGUGGUAUUUCCAAAGUAGAGCAGUACCAGAAUCCACAGGCUGUGUUGGAUGCCAUUGGUUUCUAUCAAGAAAAUCGAGAUCAUGAUGAAUCCGUGUACCAUAAAAUGGAAAGAGCCCACGCGUUGAAUGAGCAGCAAGAGGAUGAUUCGCCUAAUUUGACGAGUCAGACACCCCCGCAGUACGACGAUGAUGAAUACGAUGAGAUGGAGCGUCAUGCCAAGAUGCAAGAAUUCAAGAAGCAAAAAUCCCAAGAACGACUGGAUGAACAACUGUAUCACCAACAUCUCCAGCAACAGCAACAGCAAUACCAGAAAUAUCAACAGCGUCUUCAACAGCAUCAACAACAACUGCAGCAAGAACGCUUAAAUUACGAAUCCUCGACAUCUCCCAAACUAUCCCCUUCAUCUCAUGCAGCUCGAGAUUACGAUAUCAAGCGCAAAUUAAGCGCAAAACAAAGAGACAGACGCGAGGAUCAGCAUCCACAACCACCUGCUGCUGCUCAGCAAUUACCUAUACAGCAACAACAUAAGCUCAAGCCCCACCAGCCUUCGUUAACAGGAUCUCCAGGCACCGUCAAACAACGGGUCAAGGAGAGAAAACACACCAUGAAAGAUGCUGAAGUGAUUGCUAAACUAAGAACGAUUUGUACAGAAGCCGACCCUAGUCUUGUCUACAAGAACAUGCGAAAGAUUGGCCAAGGUGCUUCUGGUGGUGUGUAUACUGCUUACUCAGAGGGCAGUGAUUUCCCCGUCGCUAUCAAGCAAAUGAAUUUGGAGCAACAGCCCAAGAAGGAGCUGAUCAUCAAUGAAAUCCUGGUCAUGAAGGAGUCCAAGCAAAAGAAUAUUGUCAACUUUAUUGAUUCCUAUCUGUGGCGAGGUGAUUUAUGGGUCAUUAUGGAAUACAUGGAGGGCGGCAGUUUGACAGAUGUGGUGACAAACAACAUGAUGAUGGAAGGUCAAAUUGCUGCUGUGUGUCAUGAAGUCUUGGAGGGCCUUCAACACUUGCACUCUAAGGGUGUAAUUCAUCGUGAUAUCAAGAGUGAUAACAUUCUAUUGAGUCUGUACGGUGAUAUCAAAUUGACUGAUUUCGGUUUUUGUGCUCAAUUGAACGAAAUGCAAUCCAAACGUACUACCAUGGUAGGCACACCUUACUGGAUGGCACCUGAAGUCGUCACUCGCAAGGAGUAUGGACCCAAGGUGGAUAUCUGGUCAUUGGGUAUCAUGGCCAUUGAGAUGGUGGAAGGUGAGCCACCUUAUUUGAACGAAAACCCCCUCAGAGCGCUCUACCUGAUUGCAAACAACGGUACACCAAAACUGCAGAAUCCAGAAGCACUUUCGCCCAUUUUUAGAGACUUUUUGGCAAAAUGCUUGGAGGUGGAAGUGGAUCGUAGACCAUCUGCUUCAGAAAUGUUGAAGCAUCCGUUCCUGAGAUGUGCAGAUCCAUUGCCUUCACUCGCACCUCUCAUCAGAGCUGCUCGUGAUGCUGUCAGAAGAGAAGAGUAG
Molecule: messenger RNA, 2202 nt
Organism: Mucor velutinosus
Lineage: Eukaryota; Fungi; Mucoromycota; Mucoromycetes; Mucorales; Mucoraceae
Exons: 7
Coding region: 1-2202 (733 amino acids)
Biological process (GO): intracellular signal transduction; regulation of MAPK cascade; protein phosphorylation
Cellular component (GO): cytoplasm
Molecular function (GO): ATP binding; protein serine/threonine kinase activity
Source: RefSeq, a predicted model, not a curated record